Molecule: messenger RNA, 868 nt
Organism: Spizellomyces punctatus DAOM BR117
Lineage: Eukaryota; Fungi; Chytridiomycota; Chytridiomycetes; Spizellomycetales; Spizellomycetaceae
Exons: 1
Coding region: 209-772 (187 amino acids)
Source: RefSeq, a predicted model, not a curated record
ACGAAAUAAAGCGUGCUGACCAAGCGAGGGCGAAAGGAGCUGCACGCGAUGGCCUCAGCACAUUUUACACAAUUUUCGCUUCCGAUAUGCAGGAUGUAAAAGGGAUAACGAAAGGGUGAAGGGCUUUCAUUCAAAACACAAAAUGUAGUUCACAUAUCAAGCAUAAAUAAGCCCACAUUCCCCCCACUUCACCGUAUCGCUCUUUCCAAUGACGGCCCCAGAGCCCUCUACCGAGGAGUUAGCUUCCUGGUUCCUUCCCCACCGUACCCUGCACGAAGAAAUGCAACCGCUGUACGAGGCCACACAAGAAAUGACAAUGGAUAACGAGGAUGCCCGCGAUUUCAAUGCUCGAAUUGCACCGUACCUUUACGCAUUGUUCGUCUAUCCCUACGAGCGUUACAACAACUUUCUCCGAACAAACGGCAUCCCGGUUGCGCAACGCUGGCCGAUCCUUUCAGCACGAUUUGAUAACGACCUCCUUCCAAUCGAAGCUGGUUUUGAUAUUAGUUUCAGCGACCAGUACGAGGGCACCGUGCACAUGUGGGACCCCCAACUUAACAGUUUCAGUGCUAUGUUGCGAAAUGCCAUUUCUCAUGGUCAAAUUGGUAUUGGGUGGGAGGACGCCGGCGGGUGGCGGUUCCGAUUUUGGAAUUAUCCAAGAGGCUCAGAUGAGAGGAACUUUGAUGUGGAGUUGCCGAUGCGACAGUUCUUUAGCGGAGUUCUCGAAUGGUACAUAAACCAAGUGUUAUAUUGGGAAGCUCAUGUGGCUUGAAUCAGGAUAAUCAGUAUCGGACGAGUAGUUAUUCCUGUAAUAAUAAACUGAACAGUGUUUAUGUCAACAAUAUAUCAUUCUUUUGUUAGCGGGACA